Cyprinodon variegatus (sheepshead minnow) is the source of this 1251-nucleotide messenger RNA. Its product is annotated as protein AMBP-like. Gene Ontology annotation, cellular component: plasma membrane; cell surface. Lineage: Eukaryota; Metazoa; Chordata; Actinopteri; Cyprinodontiformes; Cyprinodontidae. The coding region runs from base 114 to 1178 and encodes 354 amino acids. The record is from RefSeq and is a predicted model, not a curated record. The transcript has 10 exons. Gene Ontology annotation, molecular function: serine-type endopeptidase inhibitor activity.
AGUCCUUUACAGGUCAAUGUUUAGACUCGUUCUCAUCAGUCCAGAGAAGGUGUCACUCUGUUGUACUCUUAAAGGACAAGGUUAGAGAUAAGUGGACACAAAGUUCUGACAAGAUGAAGAGAUUUGUGGUUCUGGGGACUUUGCUGGUGUUGGGAUGUAUAAACUGUCUCCAGGGGCUCCCAGUUCUCCCAGAUCCUCUGUACAACACACAGGAGAACUUUGAUCUGACCAAGUUUUUGGGAACAUGGCACGAUGUUGCAAAGGCGAGCACAAGUCCCUACAUGCAGCGCCUCAAGGGAGACCUGGCUAUUGGCAAACUAGUGCUGCAGAAAGGCACUAUGGAAGGAAAGCUCAAAAUGACCCGAACUGUACUCAGACAGGGAACAUGUAAAGAGAGGACUGGAGAUUAUGAGUUGACUUCCACACCAGGACGAUUUUUCUACCAUGUUGCAAAGUGGGGGGCCGAUGUGGAUGCUUAUGUGGUUCACACCAAUUACGAAGAGUACGCCAUAAUGAUCAUGAUCAAGCAGAGGUCGACGGGGGAUAAGUGCAUCUCACUCAAGCUUUACAGUCGAACAAGGACUGUGAGACCCUCUGUGCUCGAGGACUUCAAGACACUGGUCAGGGAACAAGGAAUGGGGGAUGACACCAUUUUCAUUAGAAAGGACAAAGGUGACUGUGUUCCCGGAGAACAGGUGGAGGCUCCAACAACUCAGCCUGAGCCUAAGCGAGUGAGAAGAAAUGUGGUCCCCUCUUUGCCACCUCAGGAUAUAGAGGGCUCUGGUGACGAUACACCGCUGUUCAAUGGAACCGAGGCAUGUAAGGCCGUACCAGACACAGGACCCUGUUUUGGGAUGCAUGACCGGUACUACUACAACUCUUCCUCAAUGGGCUGUGAGCUGUUCAAGUAUGGUGGCUGUUUGGGCAAUCAAAACAACUUCAAAACUGAGAGAGAGUGUCUGCAGAGAUGUCGCACAGAGGCUGUGUGCCGUCUGCCCAUGGCUCCUGUUCCCUGCACGGGCCAGCCAGCUAUCUGGGCUUUUGACCCCAGCUCUGGAGUCUGCAUGCCCUACAAAUCGGGCUUCUGUCAGUCCAACGCCAACAAGUUCUACACUAAGUCAGAGUGUGAGGAGUACUGUGGAGUGGUGAGGAACGAUGACCUGCUGAUGUCAAACUGAAUGAAGCGAGGAAGCUCUGCUGCUCUCCAGAACAAAAAGAAAUCAAAAAUCAGCAUCAAACAAGGUCAAACAU